AUGAAGCUUCGCGUCCGCCAGGACUGUAAGGAUUCGCUCCGGAUCCUGUGGUCUCCGAGUCGGUGGUUCGACGUCUACUGGCCGGCCUCGCGCAAGUACUGGUUUUCCCUAUUGUUCAUCGGCGUGAUAUGUGCCAAAGCUCUCCGCAUCUACUCGCAUCUGAACUCCUUAACGCUGGACCGCUUCCUACUAUGGGGUUCCACCUUUUUCCUGCAAGAUAUCUUGUGCAUUCUUAUCGCACACUUUCUCUGCCAGGACUUUUCCGCUAGAUGGGUGCGUGUCUUCGUAGCUUUGGUGACGAUUCUAGUCAGUCUGUCGAUCUCGAUUCUGGCGGCGGCCAACAUCUCCUUCUACACCCAAACGGGCGCGGAAGUCCAUUGGCGACAAGCCCACAACUUCCACCGGGAUGCAGCCUCCAUCAAGACCCUGCUGACGGGGCUGACUGGCGUCGUCAUUUGUCAGAUUCUGUUUAGUGCUCUGGCUUGGAUAUCGACUCCUCAUUUAUACAACUUCGUGCGAAGAGGGGUGUACGCUUUGACGUCAAUACCGGCGCUCUUAAUGGGCUGGAGACGAAAUGCCGGCCCAAAGUCAUACGACGACGUGCCCGUCAAGGAUUGGGAUGAAGAGGACGGCAGUGACAACGAUUUAGACCGAACAGGGCUCUUCUCCUCGAGGAAAUCGGCACAGCAGACUUCCCCAUCACCGUUAGUUUGCAUACUGGUCGCCUCGGCUGGUGUCAUUAUCCUCCUGCUGCGCUGUCUUCGCCCGUCAGAUACGGCAUAUACCUUCCUUUCACAAACUGUGAUCAUGGCGCCCUUUGAGAAGCCUCCUACUCGCAGUCAACAGUCUUCUUUUGAUCUCCCGGACUUACCAGGCGACUACAGCUGGCUCUAUAACCAUACUGCGCUGGCCAAACCGCCCAAAUUGGAUUGGCUACCAGAAAAGGCAAUCGGAGGGUUCAGAGACUGGUAUGAAGGUUCCAACGACAAAUCCCCACAACAUUAUGAUCCAACCCAGAAUCCUCUGCAUAUUUCCAACCGUCAUCGCGACAUCCUCGAACCGUUGCGUGAAUCUCUGAAAUCCGUCAAUGUGAACAUCAAGCAUGUCUUCCUACUCAAGCUGGAAAGUACCCGAUACGAUGUUUUCCCUUUGCGCAAGGAAUCACAUGUUGCCGACCUCAUCCGCGAGUCAUACUCCGGUAACGAGAUCCCAGACGAUGUCGAAGGAAGACUGGCCAAUUUGACUCGCAAUGCUGAGAUGUUUACUGGCAUCCCGUCAGGCUUCAACUCUAAUGACAAACCACGCCAACCGUAUGGUGGUAUUACGUCUACGAACGCCUACACGGGUGGCACCUUCACCCUCAAAAGCAUUAUUGCUAGUGUCUGUGGUAUUUCACCCUUGGUGGUUGAUUUCAACCAUGAAUAUCUACACCAUUUCUACGAGCCUUGUAUGCCCCAGAUUCUGAACGCGUUGAAUCUGAUCCCCGCCAACUCCCACGAGGCUGCAGACCCGCAUGACUACACAACCUGGCCUUGGCACUCACACUUCAUGCAAAGCAUCACUGAUCAUUACGACAAUCAAAACUUUCUCACGCCCGCAAUGGGCUUCCAAAGCAAAGUGACAUCCAAGAACAUCACCAAAAAGUGGGAGAACAAACUUGGCAAUGGUCCCGAGAAGUUCAACUUUUGGGGUUAUCCUGAACAUGAAUUGCGGGAGUACUUCGUUGAGGCCAUCCAGAAGGCGGAGGCAGACCAUGAGCGGAUAUUUCUCACGCAUCUCACCGGACUGACGCAUCAUCCAUUCGAUCUCCCUGUGGGCGACGAAUACGAGGAAAUGAUUCAUCCCAACCUAUUCAGUCACAACGGCAAGAUCAACCGCUACCUGAACACUGUUGGUGUGGUGGAUGAGUGGCUCGGAGAGAUCAAGGAGGUCCUCCAAGAAACCGGGGUUGCAAAUGAGACCUUGGUUGUCAUGGUGGGCGACCACGGUCUUUCCACCAUCGAGGACGGUGGCGUUACGGCCUGCGACAAUCCCCAUGUUUCGAACUUUCAUGUUCCUCUUGUCUUCUCCCAUCCACACCUUCCCCAGAUUCAAAUCAACAACCGCGUCACCUCCCUACAGAUCCUGCCCACGAUUCUGGACCUAUUGGUUGAAUCUGCCUCAUUGGACGAAAAUUCCAGCCAAGCGAUCAAAGACCUUCUCCCCCUCUACGAAGGUCAGUCAAUGAUCCGCGACCUGGUCCUCGAAAAGGACGGGAUCCUGGACUGGCAAUUCACCGUCAUGAACACCGGAGCAACUUGGCUCGCCCUGCGCUCUGCAUCGAAACCAUAUCGUCUGGUCAUUCCUCUGGUUCCCGAAGUGGAAUGGCGAUUCACCGACGUCGAUGUCGAUCCGUACGAACUGCAUGCCCUGCAAUCUUUCAACUUGCUUGCCGUUUUGGAGCAGGUUGGAAAGGUUCAUGGUGAGGGGGCUGCUCAGUGGAUUAGGGAUGCGGCGCAUGUCGCUCAAUGGUGGGUUGCUGAAAAUUGGCGUCGUUAUGAAUUCGUGCCGGAGACUUGA
Molecule: messenger RNA, 2559 nt
Organism: Penicillium maclennaniae
Lineage: Eukaryota; Fungi; Ascomycota; Eurotiomycetes; Eurotiales; Aspergillaceae
Exons: 3
Coding region: 1-2559 (852 amino acids)
Molecular function (GO): arylsulfatase activity
Source: RefSeq, a predicted model, not a curated record